Penicillium waksmanii is the source of this 1107-nucleotide messenger RNA. Its product is annotated as serine hydrolase domain-containing protein. NCBI's taxonomy places the organism in Eukaryota, Fungi, Ascomycota, Eurotiomycetes, Eurotiales, Aspergillaceae. Bases 1 to 1107 code for a protein of 368 amino acids. The record is from RefSeq and is a predicted model, not a curated record. The transcript is spliced from 2 exons.
AUGGCUGACACGCACGGCCCGUGUGACCCCGCAUUCAAUUCGGUACGCGAGCUUUUUCAAAAGAAAAUCGCGAGUGGCGAAGAGGUGGGUGCAUCACUGUGUAUCAACAUCGACGGCAAGAACGUCGUCGAUAUUUGGGGAGGUCAUACAGAUGAAUCCAAGACUCGGCCUUGGAAUGAGGAUACCAUAACACCGGUAUGGUCUUGCUCUAAAGUUGUCACCAAUCUGGCUGCGCUCAUCUUGGUCGAUCGUGGCUUGUUGGAUGUGAACGAGAAUGUCGCCAAAUACUGGCCGGAAUUCGGCGCAAAUGGGAAAGAAAAUGUGAAGGUGGCCCAUAUCCUAAGUCAUUCCUCUGGUGUCUCCGGCUGGGAACCGUCGCUUAAGAUGACCUGGGAGGAUAUCUACGAUGUCAAGUCAGCGAACGAAAAGCUUGCUGCACAAGCGCCCUGGCACGCUCCUGGUGAACUCAAUGCUUACCAUCUAGUGAAUCAAGGCCAUCUAGUUGGUGAGAUUGUUCAGCGCGUGAGCGGCAAGUCACUACGACAAUUUAUUGCGGAUGAGAUUGCGAAACCUUUGGAUGCAGACUUCGAUCUCGGAAGACCGGAAAAGGACUGGCCACGUAUUGCUCCUGUUCUCCCUCCCCCUGAUGUUGAUCCUGCUGCCUUUGCCAGUCUCGACCCCAAUGGUGUCACAGCAAAGACCUAUAUGGGAUCUCCUUUGAUAGGUUCUGGCGAGAAAUGCAACACACACGGAUUCUGGAAAUCAGAGAUGGGUGGUGUGGGUGGCAUUUCCAAUGCACGGGCUCUGGCUCAAAUUGGCUCUAUCAUGUCUCUCAACGGCACGGUCGGUGGAAGGCAGUAUCUGUCGCCAGAAACUAUCGAUAAGGCAGUUCAGGAACAGAUCGCCGGACCGGAUGCAUCUCUGCCUUGGAUUCCAGAUGGCCGUCUCUGUUUCUGGGGCGGAUGGGGUGGCUCGGUUAUUAUCAUGGAUCUAGAGCGCCGAGUAACCAUUGCCUAUGCUAUGAACAAGAUGCAGCAAGUCGCAUUAGGGAACGAUUGUUCCAAGGCGUAUGUUGAGGAGAUCUACAAAGUCCUCAAGGUCUUUUAG